Eurytemora carolleeae is the source of this 793-nucleotide messenger RNA. RefSeq lists its product as uncharacterized. NCBI's taxonomy places the organism in Eukaryota, Metazoa, Arthropoda, Copepoda, Calanoida, Temoridae. The record is from RefSeq and is a predicted model, not a curated record. Bases 156 to 743 code for a protein of 195 amino acids. The transcript is spliced from 6 exons.
CAACUUCGCGUAUUUGCUGGCAAUCUCUCCAAUAAAACAUCGCCGGUCGAAUUGCUGAUUAUUUUUCUAUUAGAAUUGGAAAACAUGUCUACUGUUUAACCCCUGAAAAUAGCUAAUAAUCAGUGAAAUUAAAAAAGUUGAAAAUAUUUUUCGAUAUGAAAAUGUCAAGUACUGAUGUAGAAGAAAAAAUAUCAAACAAGCAGGAUUUUGCUGUUGAGGGGGAAGAAGGACAUGAUGCAGGGAAGGGAGAGGAGGAAGUUGUUGCUGGGGGAAAGGUUGAAGAUGACCUAGAUGGUGGAGGGCAGGUUGACGAGGUAGAGGAUGAAGGAGAGGAAGAGAGUCGAGUCUUUAUCCAGAAUAUAACUGCGACCGUACUCUCGGCACACAGGUUUGGAAUAUAUAUUUCCUUUGUCCAUGAGGAAAAUUCAGAAAUAGGAGUUCUCUUUCCCGGCAAAUCAUUCGUCAACGGAACUUUACUUUUAGGGGAUGCUGUGCGAACAGAUCAAGAACUGUCUCUUCUCUUCCCUGUCGGACUCAAAGUAUAUGCAGAUAUGGUCUCACAGGUUCCCCGGCUGGUUCCUGAGUCUGGUUCCUCCCCUAGUUUCAGGGAUGAUAAAGGAGAAGAGAAGAAAUGUUGCUGGGUUAUAAACUGUCUCUGGGUUGGGGAUCUAGACUGUAAACCAGAUAAAAACAGUUUGAAUGAUGGAACUUUAUUCAGAGCUGAAGAUUCAUCUUUCAAGUAAGAAAUGUUAGGUUAUCAAUAUAAUUAUAAUAAUUAAUAUAAUUCAGGAAU